Messenger RNA from Microthlaspi erraticum, 861 nucleotides. The record is from the annotation of a GenBank genome assembly. NCBI's taxonomy places the organism in Eukaryota, Viridiplantae, Streptophyta, Magnoliopsida, Brassicales, Brassicaceae.
AUGGAUGUCAAGAACUCCUUCCUUCAAGGAGAACUAGAUGAGGAAGUCUACAUGACCCCACCACCGGGUCUUGAACACAUUGUCAAGCCAGGAAAGGUUCUCAAGUUAAGAAAGGUGAUCUACGGCUUGAAGCAGACACCGAGAGCGUGGUAUAGGAAGCUAAGCAAAACUCUACUUGAUCGAGGCUUCAAGAGGUCAGAAGCCGACCAUACUCUCUUUACCCUACAACGCAAGGAAGGUAUAGUGUUCAUUCUCAUUUACGUCGAUGAUAUGAUCAUCUCUGGGAAUGACAAGGUAGGUAUUCAAGAAACUAAAUCAUACUUACAAUCUGUUUUUGAGAUGAAAGAUUUGGAUACACUAAAGUAUUUCCUUGGGAUUGAAGUUUGUAGAGCCAAGGAAGGUCUCUUCAUUUCCCAAAGGAAGUACAUACUUGAUCUCUCGAAUGAAACAGGGAAAAUGGAUGCUAAGCCGGCUAAGACGCCAUUGGAAGAUGCUUACAAAGUACAUCAAGGAGAGACUGAAGAUGAUGAGCCGUUCCACGAUCCCAAACUGUAUCGCCGAAUCGUUGGUGAGCUCAUCUACUUAACACUUACUAGACCUGACCUCUGCUUUUCUGUGAACCAGAUUAGCCAACAUAUGCAAGUCCCAAAGAAGUAUCAAUGGGAGAUGGUGGAUCGGAUUCUGAGAUAUCUCAAAGGCACAACCAGUCAAGGCAUUUGGAUGGGGUACAAUGGGAGUUCGGAUCUAGUUGGAUAUUGUGAUGCGAUUUGGGCCAGUGAUCGUGAAGACAGGAGGUCCACAACCGGCUACUGCACGUUCAUUGGAGGCAACUUGGUGACUUGGAAUAGCAAGAAACAAUAG